CGCCCUGGCACAUGGGGGGCGGGAGCGCGCGCUCCACAGCUAUCCCGUCAUCAGCAGUGCACGCUAGGAGUCGUGAACGCGCACCUGCGUUCCUUCAGCUAGCUGUUUUAGAGUGAUAAACUCGCACACAUCACAAAAUGGCGGAUUCCGAUUCGUGGGACGCGGAGGAGUUCGAGCCGAAUGAGCCGCUGAAAACGGCGCCGGUGCUGCUGAAGGACCGGUGGGAGGGAGAAGACGAGGAGGACGACGUCAAGGAUAACUGGGACGAUGACGAUGAGGAAGAACAGAAGGUGGAGGAGAAAAAAACAGAGGUGAAAGUUCCAGAGAAGAAAAAACCGGGCGCUAAAAUCAAAGAGAAAGAAAAUGUAAAGGAGAAAAAACAAGAGGAGCUGAGGAAAAGGUUAGAAGAGACCCAGGACGGUUCGCAGCUCACGCCUGAAGAGCAGGCAGCAGAGAAACUGCGCUUGCAGAAGCUGCAGGAGGAGUCGGACCUGGCGCUCGCACGUGAAGCGUUCGGUGUUGACACGACGACCACAAACAGUGCCUCGGGGAUUGAAGCCAUGUGUCCCUCCACUAAGGAAGACUUUGUAGUUUUUGAGAAGUUGAUCAGAGACAAGAUUACACUGUUUGAAAAGUCGGUGCAUUAUUCCAACUUCUUGGAGUCGUUGUUUCGGGAGCUCUGUAUUUCACUGGAACUAGACGACUUAAGGAGAAUCAACAAUUCCCUGUCAGUUCUUCUCACUGAAAAGCAAAAGCAGGAAAAGGAAAAAGCCAAAGGUACUAAGAAGAAAAAGAAACUCGUCCUUGCCGGCGGCGGUCUGAAAGCAAAAAUGAAAGACGCCUUUGAAGAUUAUGGCGACAUUGACGGCGGCUACAAUGAGUAUGAGGACUUCAUGUGACAAAGGCUGAAUCGCAUCUCCCUCGCCGCCCCCCCCCCCCCCCCCCCAAGACAUGCAGCAUCCCCCGUCUCUCAUUUUCUCUCAUCAUCAGUGCCAUCCUGGAGUAAACUGAACUAAACACUGUGUCAGCCUUUUACUAUUACUGCUUCAGUGGUCAAAACAACUCUUAGUGAAGCUGCUAUCACCAAAAUUGCCGUUUGGUGACGAAAGGAAGAUCUAUCAAAUUGCCUUGUAUUUACAUCUCUGCCUCUGACAAAGACUUUAGGAUGCGAGACAUCUGUGCACAAGUGUCUUCUCUAAUUGGCCCACCUCAGAAAAUAAUCAUCAUAAUGCCUUAUGUGAAAUAUUACAGAAAACAUUGUUUAUUUUGGUUGGAACAAAGCUGAUGGUCUUUACCUCUGUGCAACUUUAUUUACAUAGAAACAAGUGUGAUAUUCUAUGCAAAAUAAUUGUAUACAGAAUGUCUAGGUUAAAAAACACACAAAAACAAAGUAUGGAUAUUUUCCUCUGGUGGAAAAUUGACACAGAAUUAUAUCUCUAUAUGAUUGCCAGUUGUCAGCAACAUCAGAUGCACAUAAUUCAACAAUUUUUUUUUCCCCCUUAAAAAUGUCAGUGCAUUUACAGCAGACACUACAUGAGAAGCACUGGUGGUAGGUACACUUCUUAUUGUUAUUUUUUAUUAAAGGAUGGAAAAGCAGGGAAAAAAAGUAAGUACAAUUUGUAAGUGGCAUUUCUUAUGAAGUGCUUUUGAAUUGUUCUGAAAGUGAAAUAACUUUCUUUCUUUCCAUUUAAAGGUUUACUUUGCUCUAAUGCUGGUAGAUUUAAACGACUCGUGCAGGAGUGUGGGGCUCGGUCUUUUGUUGUAACUUCUGCAGGUUUGUAGCAGUGAGGAGGAAGAUUAUGGGCUGAACAGAUGAAAAACUUUGGUCCCAAUAAAUAUUUGAGGUUU
Molecule: messenger RNA, 1848 nt
Organism: Ictalurus punctatus (channel catfish)
Lineage: Eukaryota; Metazoa; Chordata; Actinopteri; Siluriformes; Ictaluridae
Gene: eif3jb
Product: eukaryotic translation initiation factor 3, subunit Jb
Exons: 8
Coding region: 138-899 (253 amino acids)
Cellular component (GO): cytoplasm; eukaryotic translation initiation factor 3 complex
Molecular function (GO): translation initiation factor activity
Source: RefSeq, a predicted model, not a curated record